Messenger RNA from Colletotrichum chrysophilum, 1068 nucleotides. RefSeq lists its product as uncharacterized. NCBI's taxonomy places the organism in Eukaryota, Fungi, Ascomycota, Sordariomycetes, Glomerellales, Glomerellaceae. The transcript has 2 exons. Bases 1 to 1068 code for a protein of 355 amino acids. The record is from RefSeq and is a predicted model, not a curated record.
AUGAAGAUGGGCCAGAAGCCCAAAUCGGGCUUGCGACAGCGCAGUCGCACAGCGCUUCUUAUCGUGGCAUGUGCCCUCGCACUCUACGCCGGCGUCGUACAGAUCUUGACCCUGAUCGCCGGCACAUGGGUCACACGGGGCUGCGAUGGCGUCCAGCGAUUGGGACUGUCAAGCCUGUCAAUACUAAAAUUUGACGGCAUCGUCCCCUCACCCUCGAAGCCCGGCUCAUACGAUCUCACGAUGCACCUCUUCCUCUCCUCAUUUGGCUACGAGUACCCAAACGCCUCAACCGCGGCCUUCGCUACCGCCGAGUCCAACUUACCAUAUGACUUCAUCCAGAUCGGCGAGCACCUCGGCGUUGACCCCUCCUCAUGGGCCUGCCUCCGCAGCGCAGACCAGUGCACAUCACCAUUCUUCAACACAUUCAGCCGCGACAGCUUCGAAAUGAGCCGCACGCUGGAGUACGCCUCGCAUAUCCUCGCCAUCGCCUACAUCGCCGUCCUCUUCCUCACCGAAGCCCUCAUUGCCGCGCGCCCGAGCUGGCUGCGGUGCCAGUGCUACUUCGCCGCCCUGAAGCGCGUGUGUCCCUGCCCGCGCGGCUCGCGCGCCCAGAUCGAGGCCCUGUCGCCGGGGUUUUGGGACAGGUACCGCGCGUGGGUUUGGUUCACCCUGCCGGCGUUUGUGUUUCUUCCGGCGUUCGGACUGGUGAUGAAGGGGCUGCUGCUCAAGAGCUACGUGAGCCGGCCGGGGGCGGGGGAGGUGGAUGCGCGGUUUGGGGAGGGGUUUGUCGUGGUGGAGGCUACUGCGAUCGGGGCUGCGUGUCUGGCGGUGGUGUGUGUGUAUGUGAGGGCGUCGUUGGGGAAGAAGGUGAACUGGAUGGAGCAGCAGGGCGGUGUUGCUGAUGAAGAAACCAAAACUGCGACCGUUGGUCUUCUGUCGAGGGGGUUCACUGAUGCCGAACCGGACAUGCCCCUCUCAUCGGACCCUUAUGGUUCAAAUUGCGACCGAGAACACGCUGGCGAGAAGGAGGAGGAGGAUGAUGAAGAGCAGCCGCUCAGGCGCACAUGA